CAUACCAGUCAUUUGCUACAACCACUCGACUUGUCAGUAUUUAAGCCCUUUAAAGACAAAUGGGACGACAGAAUGAUGAAAUGGCAAAGAUGCAAUUACGGCCAAAAGCUAUCGAAAAAGGAGUUUUCUAUUAUUGUUGGGGAAGUUUGGCGCAGCUUAGACCCAAAAAUAUUGAUAAAUGGUUUUAAAAAAGGUGGAAUAUUUCCAUUCAAUAGAACAGUUGUAUCAGAAGAUAAAUUGGACCAAAGCGCUCUGAAGAGGUGGAAAGAACACAAAAAAAAUACUGCCAUCGAUGUUACAUCAACGAUUUCAAGCCCCGCAACGUUGUUAUCAAUAUGUUUGAAAAAAAUAAACGAGGGCUUGAUCACGUGCACUGAUGCAUCGGUAACCCAACAUUGUCAUACCCUAACUAUUCCCUCCGUUACCUCAAGGGAUUUGAUUAAUAAACCGGAAAUGUCAAAUAAAACUUCAUUCGAAGAAUUGCUCUUAAGUACAAUAAAAAGACACGAAAGUAAAGUCACAAUACAAAAAAAGACAAAAAUUUCAAGCGGUGCUGAAGUUAUUACACAUUUAGAUGUCAUUAAGAAAUUGAAGCAAAAAGAAGACGAAAAAAUUAAGAAAGAAGAUAAGCUCAAGAUGAAACAAACAAAAAACACAGCUAUAAAAAAGAAUUCUUCGAAAGUAACAGAAAAAACGACCAAUUUUAUAUCUGGGACAAGAGACUCCUUUCCUGAUUCUGAUAACCCUGGGCCAAGCACUUCAAAUCACCAAUUAUCAAUGGUAACAUCUAGCUUGAAUCAGGAAACAAAAAUUCAUAAUCCGAAAAACAUAAUUGUUAAAUCAAAUAUACGCAUAGACGAUUGCAGUAAAUUCUUGAAGGAUUUAAAUAAAGAAACUAUGAUAAAUAUUAGUAAUAAAUCUAUACUGCAAUUGAAGAAGAAACGGCAAGACACACCUCUCUCGGAAAUAACUGCAAAUAGUCAAAACAAAGGUGACAGGGUGAAAAAAACUCCAAUGAAAAGUAAGGAAAAAAAAGGACUUACAAAACCAAAGAAACAAAAAAUUAAAAUUAAACACGAAUCAUCAACAGACGAAAGUGAUUUCAGCGUGCACGAUGUGUCAGAUUAUGAAAAUGAUAAUUUUGAUGAUUAUAUUAACUCGAUACUAGUCAACGAUGACUAUAAUCUUGAUUUGGGCGACGAAGAAAAUAAUGUUGUCGAAGUUCAGCACUAUACUCAAUCCUCUGCCAAAUGCAGUAUAAACGAUUGGGUUUUGGUCAAGUUCGCUUCAAAGAAAACGAUAAAACAUUUUGUAGGACAGGUUAAAUCAAUAAACAAUGGAGUGCCAACUAUAAAAUAUGCAAGGAAAAUUCAUAAAGCCAAAAAAGAUUCAAUAUUCGCUUAUCCAAUUAUUGAUGACAUAUGCGACUUGAAGCACAGCGAAGAUAUAGUAGCAGUAUUACCUGAGCCUGAAAUAUCUCGACGUGGUCAUAUAAUCUUCAAAAUACAUUUUGAUACAUACAAUGUGCAGUAGUAAAAAAUCUUAUAGUCACGAAGUUAGUUUAGGAACAUAAAAGACUGAAAACUCUUAGAACAAUGUGACUAUAAGAUAUUUUUACUACUAUUUUUGAAACCGCCUCAGUAUUUUUUCUUAGUUUUUGUGAUUUGUUUCAUGUUCUUAUUUGAAUUUAUUUUUAUAAAAUUUUAGCAUUAGCAUUAGGUACUUACCACGUUCACAACGACCAAUGCAAUGU
Molecule: messenger RNA, 1753 nt
Organism: Colias croceus (clouded yellow)
Lineage: Eukaryota; Metazoa; Arthropoda; Insecta; Lepidoptera; Pieridae
Exons: 1
Coding region: 73-1533 (486 amino acids)
Source: RefSeq, a predicted model, not a curated record